GCGUUUCAUAUCGUUCCGCGGAGAAAUACUGCACAAAAACAAUAAACACAUUUUAAUGUUGUUACGAAAAUAUUUGAUGAAAAUUGUUGUGGAUCUUAUUUUAUAAGCUAUAAUUGUGGGUUCGUCCAAUACUGGCGAGGAAGCUAAAUAAACUUUGGAACUAGUUUCACUAGAGCGCGUUUUCCCGGUAUGUGCGUUCGUUGGUUAGUGAGACAUGUCAUGUCAGAUUUUGCCGUUUUUCACAAAAAUUGCCAACUAGGAUGGCAUCUACACAGUUUGUCCCAGCACUGUGUGCGUGGUUGAUGCUGUUGUCGGUGUCUGGGCUAUACUACGCCUUUCCGGGCUGGUACCUGCUGAAGAAGGUGCAUUUUGCCAUCCUCAUCGGACAGGGAGCACUCAACUUCUUUGUGAUCAUGUGCUUUGCGAUCGCCACGUUCAUGGAUCCGGGAGUGAUCCCGAAAGCGGAGAAUGAGGAUAAGGACGAUGACUUUCGCGCGCCGCUCUACAAGAACGUGGAGAUCAACGGCAUCACGGUGCGCAUGAAGUGGUGCACGACGUGUCAGUUCUACCGGCCGCCGCGCUGCUCUCACUGCAGCGUCUGUAACACCUGCAUAGAGCGCAGGGACACAAACUUACGCCGCAUUCGUCCGAGCAGUGAGCGUCGCCGCAAAGCCCCGCUACAGAGUGCACAAUACUGGCGCUGCAGAGUUGACACUAGCGCCACCUACCCCCCGAUGUGA
Molecule: messenger RNA, 740 nt
Organism: Priapulus caudatus
Lineage: Eukaryota; Metazoa; Priapulida; Priapulimorpha; Priapulimorphida; Priapulidae
Product: probable palmitoyltransferase ZDHHC8
Exons: 4
Coding region: 261-740 (159 amino acids)
Biological process (GO): protein palmitoylation
Molecular function (GO): palmitoyltransferase activity
Source: RefSeq, a predicted model, not a curated record